CUCAGAUGUGUUCAAGGUCGGACAGGCGGUUGGUAUUUUGAAAUGUCGGUCCGAAGGUGUAGGGCCGUAAAAUCAUCUGGGUACAGCCUGGCACAACCGAUAGAUCCCGGAACGCUAAUACAGGACUCAUUAAAAAGGAGAUGGGUCACGGGUUCUGCGAUUGGUCAGGGUGGAUUUGGACGUAUAUACUCAGCCAAACUUGAAGGCGAAAAAAAUUUUCGCUAUGUCAUUAAAAUAGAACCGCAAGAAAACGGGCCACUUUUUACGGAAAUGCACUUUUACAUGAGGGCAUGUUCAGAAGACUCAAUCAAUUCAUGGAAAGUAAAACACUCCCUCAAAUACCUUGGUAUUCCGAGGUAUAUAAGCAGUGGAUCAAUCAAUUUAAACAAGGCAGCUCUCCGAUUUCUUGUAAUGGAUCGGUUUUCUGGAGAUUUGGAAACUACACUAAAAAAUAAUGAAAUAUCCACAUCUGGUAUUCUAGAAGCCUGUGCAAAUGUGUUAAAUGCGUUGGAAUAUUUGCAUUCAAGGGACUAUGCGCAUGCAGAUAUCAAAGCAUCAAAUCUUCUUCAUAGAACGUCGCAACAGGAGGUUUAUUUAGCUGACUUUGGUCUAGUUCACUUAUUUCGUUCAAAAGGUGUACAUACUGCUGAAAAGGCAGAUCCAAAAUUUCGUCACAAUGGAACAAUAGAAUUUUGUUCAAGAGAUGCACAUAAUGGACUUCCACCAUCUCGUAGAGGAGAUUUGGAAAUUUUGGUUUACAAUCUCAUUCAUUGGUUAGCUAGAUCUCAUCCAAAUGCCCCUCAAUUGCAUUCGACAGGUCUUCCUUGGGGACAUCUCAUAUCAGAUCCAAAACUGCGUGCAAAUGUCCCUGAUCGUGUGAAAGUGGCUGUGGCUACCUUAAAAGAGAAAACAAUGAGAAACCCUGCUGAAUUGGUAUCACAAGCUGGUUACGGACCUAAUCCUGAUCUACUAGCAUUUAUUCAAUCUAUCAUAAAGCUGAAUUAUACAGAUACACCAGAUUAUUCUCGUCUACGUCAAUUAUUGUACAAUGCAAAAUGUUCUUUCAGCAAUAAACAAUCUACCGUUGUGCCAAGCUAUAAAUUAACUAUGGAAUCGGAUGAAACAAGUAUCAAAGCUUCGCCUUCACGGCGUAAAUAUAAUGUAGAUAAUUCUUCAAAGAUCAAUGAUUCACGCGCUUUAAAUUCAGUGGAGAAUUUGGAACUUAUUCAUACAAUUCCAAAAACUCCAGAUAGUUUACCAAGUAAACGACCCCGAGGUCGUCCACCCGGUCGUUCCAAACAGUUAGAGAAUAUAUCACCAGCUGUUACUUCUUCGUCUGAAGUAGUAGACUCUCUAAAACACUCUAAAAUAUCUGAGAUUGAUGCGAAACCAAACUCUAAAAGAACUAAUGUGAAAACGUUGAAUUCUCGAUCGAUAUGUUUAAAUUCACCAACUAAAGCAUCUACUCCUGAUGGUGGUGGACUUAUGUCGACGGUAUCCGGUAAUAGAUUUUUGAGUCCUAGUAGUACUAGUUGUAGUAAACAUGGUAAUUCUGCAGUUCAACAACGUGUCCGAACUCGACUUAUUGAUUUGUUUUCAGACAGUGAUAAUGAUGAGUCAUUUGUUAGUCAACAUAACUUGUCUAAAUCUCGUAAAGAUACAUUGAAAUCAGCGCCUAAACUUCAAUCACCGAAGCAAUCAUCACCGUUUGUCAAACAAUCACAACAACAGAAACGUCAACCACUAACAAGUUCUACUUCAAAGCAAUCCCUGCUUAAAUCCCCAGAGUUUACGUCUUUAACCGCUGAUCGUAGACGUUCCGGUUGGUGUCAAACAUCACCAGAACUGUUAGCUGUCGCCAAAGCUGAAGCAUUAGGUCGUAAGGCUUUGAAACUUGCAGAAAUGAAUUUCAAUUGAACCUGUCUCAUAUACAUAUAUACCUGUUUGUGGAUGUAUAUUUAUGUCUUUGGUGUAUCAAUGCAUUUCCUUUGAUCAAAAUGCUGUGGAUAUUUAUGUUUCUUUGUGAAGAUAUUUUUUGUUCGAUGUAUUAUUUUAUUCAUAUCACCAUAUUUUUUCAAUUUGUUGGAAGAGGCUGUGGUAGAUCUUUAUUUUUUUAAAUAUCUGAAAAAGUUUUAUAUAUGAUGCUUCAGUUUUGUCACUUAUUCAUCGAAAAAUACUUUUUCCCCCGUUUCUUUCCACCUUAAUUUGUUUAUUAUAUUAUCGGGAUGUAUGGUUGCCCUAAUAAGGAGACAUUUGAUCAUCAAUAUCUUCGAAGUAUUGAGGUAAAGCUACCGAACGUGUGGUUGUAAGGUACAAAGUUCUUGGCAAGGAAAGCUAUUCAAUCGUUAAUGUCAUGAACCUUCACUACGCUGUUUCAUUUCGUCAAGGGACAAUAGCUAAAUUACUACUAGAAAGUAAUAGCGUCAUGGUUGUGUGGAUCCAAGUGUGACAUCAAUUUACGUUGUCACUGACUGUUGUUUUGAUGCACAUAAGGAAGUGUAAUUUACUUAAGUGGUUGGUUAAAUACCUCCAAGUAACGACGGAUCCGAAACUGGGAUAUCCCUACUAUAUUCUAGAUUUUAUUUUCUUUCUUUAGAUUUGUUUUUACCAUAUGUAUUUUUUCUUUUGUGUUGCAAAUCGUAGCAACUGCCGACAUACUUUGAUAUCAUUAGUUGUUAUAUUCAAUAAAGCGAUAACUAUAUGUUUUAGCUUAAUGAUCAACCUGAAUUUUUCGACAGUUUUGUUGCUAAUGAAUGGUGAAAGAAUAAAUGCGAUUUUAAGUUGGACACAUUUAUUCGUGUGUAAAACAGAUGAAAGAUCCUAAGUGUAUAACUGAAAAAAUGUAUGCGUCU
Messenger RNA from Schistosoma intercalatum, 2852 nucleotides. The record is from the annotation of a GenBank genome assembly. NCBI's taxonomy places the organism in Eukaryota, Metazoa, Platyhelminthes, Trematoda, Strigeidida, Schistosomatidae.